GCACCAUCAAGCUGAAAGCAUCCCACUACACGCAGGGAAUUACAGCAUGUGCCAGAUCCAAAAUGCCACAGCAAGCAUUGGAGUUGUUUGAUGACAUGCCCCGGGCAAAGGUUAAGCCACAUGUGUACAGCUACAGUGCCGCCAUCAGCGCAUGUGAGAAGGGCGGUCAAUGGCAGGAAGCAUUGAAGUUGUUUGAUGCCAUGCCCCAGUCAAAGGUUCAGCCAAAUGUUUACAGCUACAGUGCCGCCAUCAGCGCAUGUGAAAAGGGCGGUCAAUGGCAGCAAGCAUUGAUGUUGUUUGAUGCCAUGCCCCAGGCAAAGGUUCAGCCUGAUGUCAUCAGCUACAACUCCACCAUCAGCGCAUGUGAAAAGGGUGUUGUUUGAUGCCAUGCCCCAGGCAAAGGUUCAGCCCAGUGUCAUCAGCUACAGUGCCGCCAUCAGCGCAUGUGAGAAAGGCGGUCAAUGGCAGCAAGCAUUGAAGUUGUUUAAUGCCAUGCCCCAGGCAAAGGUUCAGCCCAAUCUCAUCAGCUUCAACUCCACCAUCAGCGCAUGUGAAAAGGUGCUGCCAUCAGUGCAUGUGAGAAGGGCGGUCAAUGGCAGCAAGCAUUGAAGUUGUUUGAUGCCAUGUCAAAGCACACUGUGUCGCCAAAUUUUAGUUACUUACAAUGCUUUGUUGCAGAGCGCCGCAGUUCACUCUGGCGAGAUUGGUAGGCAGUUGUUUCUGCAAUGCAACUUGCCAGAGGUUCGGACACUGCGAGCAUGUGGAUCCUCCAAAAUUGACCUCCAUGACCUUUCGGAAGGAACUGCUUUGCUUGCUUUGCGGUAUUGGUUGUCCAAUGCAGUCGCCCGAGACUUGGAGAGCAGCGACCCACUGACUUGUAUCAUCAUCACCGGAUACGGAAAAUCUCGCAAGGACUGGGACACCACCGAUGUACGUCAGGCGGUUUUGAGCUUUUUUCAACGUCUGGGACUCAAGCCCAGUCCUUUGCCUGAAAACCCAGGUCGGCUUCGACUUGUCGUAACGAAGAGAAACCUGCCUGUGCUGCGGUGUGCGGUUGGCAAAAUCGUGCGAUCUGCAG
Messenger RNA from Durusdinium trenchii, 1078 nucleotides. Lineage: Eukaryota; Dinophyceae; Suessiales; Symbiodiniaceae. The record is from the annotation of a GenBank genome assembly.